CCUUCACUACCUGCUGAUCAUCAUAACUCCCGUAGCCACAUUGGUUCAUCGUAACCGCAGCAUAAGAGAUUUGAAUUGCAACGCGAUGGCCCUAUUGGUGAAAGCUAAAGGUGGAAAUGGAGGGAAUGAAUGGGAUGAUGGAUUUGAUUAUGAGGGUGUAACAAAGAUACAUGUACGAGCUGGUUCUGAUGGCAUUCAGUACAUCAAGUUUGACUAUGUCAAGGCUGGAAAAACUAUUUCUGGACCAAUCCAUGGUGUCUCUGGUCUUGGUAUGACACAAACGCUUGAGAUUAACCAUUUGCAAAAGGAAUAUCUGGUAUCCGUUGAGGGUUACUACGACAAAACUACGGGAGUGAUACAAUCAAUCCAAUUCAAAACUAACCAGCAAACUUCUGAUUUGAUGGGGUUCAACAAGGGCACUAAGUUUUCAUUAGGAUCCAUGAGGAGAAAAAUCAUUGGGUUCCAUGGCUUUUCUGACAAGAAUGUGCACUCUCUUGGAGCAUAUUUCAUCAGGAUCCCUACAACCAAAUCGGCAAUGGAAGGUGGUCAAACCACAGGGAGAAGUUAUGAUCAUGGUGGUGACUACGAUGGCAUAAGAAAAGUGUACGUUACACAUGAUGGCACUUCAAUAAGGGAUAUGAGGGUGGACUAUGACAAAGGCGGUCAAGUGGAAUGCUAUGAGUACGGUGACAAGAUCGGAUCAGGAGAUGAGUAUCUCCGAAUGAAGUUAUCCACGAUUACGGUGAAUUAUCCAUAUGAAUGUAUCACGUCCGUAGAAGGAAGCUACGCAAACACCCAACCUUACGGUUGUAUUGUCCUUAGGUCGUUAACUUUCAAAACAUCAAAUGGGAGAACCUUAGUAGUUGGAACAGUCACUGGAACCAAGUUCUCUCUGCAGAGCCAAGGCAAUGCUAUUGUUGGGUUCCAUGGACGGGUAGGUUCUUGUGUUGAUAGUAUCGGUGCAUAUUACGCUCCGUUUACUCCUUCUCCUCCUCCUACAGAGAAACUAGAGGGACAAGGAGGUGCUGGAGGAGAGUCUUGGGACGAUGGUGCUUUCCAAAAUGUGAAGAAGGUAUACAUAGGACAAGGCGAGUAUGGUAUCGUCUCUGUUAAGUUUGAGUACGAGAACGACACUGGUGAGGUGGUUGUUGGAGGUGAACAUGGAAAGACGACAUUGCUUGGAUACGAAGAGUUCAAGGUGGAUUAUCCAAGUGAAUACAUCACGUCAGUAGAGGCUUGCCACGACAAGGUUAUGGGAGCUGAAACAGGAGUUAUAACGAUGGUUAGGUUCAAGACAAACAAACGCACCUCUCCACCCUUUGGACUUGAAGGUGGAGUCAACUUUGUCCUCAAGAAGGAAGGUCACAAGAUCACUGGGUUCCAUGGAAAAUCUAGUACUAUGCUUCAUCAGAUUGGGGUUCAUGUCGUUCCCAUCACUGAGUGACCAUCCACAGCUACAUUCAUUAUCGAUUGAACAAUCCUCUGUCAAAGUUUGGUUUUUGUUGGUUUUAUAUAUGAAUCUGUAUUAAUUAUUCUCCUCGUCUGCUUGUUGUUUGUGUUCCAUUAUGCAUCGUUAACCUAUUUUCACUUUUCAGAUAAUAAUAAAGACAAUCAUGUCAUUCAAGUC
Molecule: messenger RNA, 1627 nt
Organism: Camelina sativa (false flax)
Lineage: Eukaryota; Viridiplantae; Streptophyta; Magnoliopsida; Brassicales; Brassicaceae
Product: jacalin-related lectin 41
Molecular function (GO): carbohydrate binding
Source: RefSeq, a predicted model, not a curated record